GUUGGUGGUUGCUGUUUACACACCAUCCACCUCCUUCAUUACCUCCCUCCCCAACAUGACCUGAGACCAAUACGACACAGGUCAGGAUAACGUUACGCUGCCUAGUGCCAUCCCUCCUAGGGUAACAUAAGGGUCCUCAUCUGACGACACCACAGGUGUGUGGAGAUGGAUGACCGCACUGUUGACAAGAUCUUCUCCGGUAGUCUGGAGACACUGCCACCUGUCAGCUCCAAGGUGUGCAGAAUCUUCACCUCCUCCACGUUUACAGACAUGUUGAUGGAGAGGAACACGCUGAUGGCAGAGGUGUACCCCAGGCUGAAGGAGUUCUGUAGGGAGAAACACGGCUUAGAGUUCCAGGUGGUGGACAUGAGGUGGGGCGUGAGGGACGAGGCUACUGACGACCACAUGACCACUGAGCUCUGUAUGAGAGAGAUCAUCAACUGCCAGAAGCUCUCCAUGGGACCUAACUUUGUCUUCUUCGGGGGUCAGAAAUACGGUUACCGUCCCAUCCCUACCGUGAUCUUAGGCUCCGAACUGCUCAUUUUACGGGAAGCGCUGAUCAAUAUGGGCGUUGACACCAUCCUCAUUGACACCUGGUACAAGAAGGAUUCCAACGCCGUGCCCUUCGUCUACAUCCUACAGCCUAUAUCAUCCAUCCUGGUCAACUUUAACAAUAAGAGGGUGCCAAAACUACAGGCCCAGGACCAAGCCACGUGGUGGGACACUCUGGCCAAGAUGCAGAAGCUCCUGAGGAAGGCGGCGCAGGCGUGCUACAACACCCACAAGAUGGACAAGGAGGCGAUGCAUAACUACUUCAUGUCUGUGACUGAGCGUGAGGUUAUCAACGGUAUCCUGAGCGUGAAGAACACCAAGAACCACACCCUGGCGCUGGUCCGCUACAUCAACAACAUCAACCUCCAGAACCUCCGCCGCGCCGCCAACUUUAUCGACAUCGUUAACAGACAGAUAGACGGAGAGGCCAUGAAGCUCCUGUCUGACCUGAGGGAUGUGAGACUUCCCGCCAGGAUAGAGUCGACUAAUUACCACAGGUACACCGUGGAGUGGAUUGGUCGCGAAGGACUGGCGAAGGAGACCCACGGGGAGUACCUGCAGGAGUUCUGUACCCACUUCUACAAGGGCAUGACCAAACUUAUCGACCGGGCCAUGCGCAAGGAGGAUUCUUCAGCUCAGGGUCAGAUCAUCACCGAGAUUCUGCAGCAUCUUCACGCCUGCAAGAACUCUGUAACGGUGUUCUACGGGCGGGGGGAGGAGGUGAAGAAGGUGGAGGACUACAUCAAGGGGCCUUCGGUGAGUCCCCUGCUGCUACACGGUGCUGGAGGCUGCGGCAAGACCUCCCUCUUGGCUAAAUGCGCUUCCAACUGCAUCGAGUGGCUCUCUCACGCCAAGCCCAUCCUCGUCAUCCGCUUCGUUGGCACCUCCCCGGAGUCCACGGCCCUCACCCCACUCCUGACCUCGAUAUGUCACCAGAUCUCCUACAACUACAUGCUACCUUUCGAGGAUAUCCCAGACGACCUGGUGCCUCUCACUGCCCACCUGAAGGAACUGCUCAACUGUGCCACUACCCAGAUGCCGCUGUUGAUCUUCCUGGACAGUGUGGAUCAGGUGACGGGAGCCACUGACGCUAACCGCAUGUCCUGGAUCCCUACCCGUCUCCCUCCUAACGUGAAGAUCGUGGUGUCGUGCGUGUCAGAGGAGAACGACCCGGAGCUCUCCAAGGACUACACACUCCUGAGGCGGAUGAUCGACGACGUGGAUCAGUUCCUGGAGGUGACGGCGCUGGGGGAAGACCUGGCCAUGGAUAUUAUCAAGAGGUGGAUGAACACGGCCAAGCGGGACCUCAACAACUACCAGUGGCGUGUGGUGAGUAACGCCAUCUCCCGCUGCUCUCUGCCGAUCUUCGUUAAGUUGGUCUUCGCUGAGAUCUGCCGCUGGAAGAGCUACAGUAAGCCUCAGGACACCUACCUCGCCUGUAACGUCAUGGAUUCCAUUAUGAUGCUCUUUUCUAAGGUUGAGGUUAAGCACGGGCGGCUGUUGGUGUCUCAUGCCCUCGCCUACAUCACCGCCAGCAAGAAUGGUUUGUCCGAGUCAGAGCUGGAGGACCUCAUCUCUCUCGACGACAAGGUACUGGAUGACGUGUACCAAUACCAUAUGCCACCGGUACGUCGGAUCCCACCUCUCCUCUGGACCAGGAUAAGAAAUGACCUCCCCAACUACCUCUCAGAUUGUGAGGCCGAUGGUGUCUCCGUACUCAACUGGUACCACAGACAGUUCAACGAGGCGGCCAGAAAGAGGUACUUCACCAACCAGAACUUGGCCAUGUACUUCUACUCCAUGAUCGCGGACUACUUCCUGGGCAUGUGGGGGGGAGGGACACCCAAGCCCUUCAAGUACACCGAGAUACAGAGACACAGAUUCAACCUGAAAAGCAAGGAAGGUCUGGCUGACAGGAAGGUGCCAGCACAGCCUCUAGUAUAUUUCAACAAGGAAGGCAAACCUAGCAGAUACAACUUGAGGAAGUUCGGGGAGUUGCCGUUUCACUUGGUUCGAGCACGUCGGUUCGAGGACUUGUACAAAUACGUGCUGUUCAACUACCAGUGGUUACACGCCAAGCUCAGCUCUUGUCCCCUUCAGGCUGUGCUGUCCGACUUUGAAGACGCCUCGUCCCACAUCGAUGACAGGGAUCAGCACAGGGAACUGAUGCUGGUAGCAGACGCACUGAGGCUGGGAGGCGCUAUCCUCUCUCAGUACCCGGACAUGCUCUCGCCCCAGCUGAUCGGUCGCCUCCUGCCUGAGAUGGAAACCAACCCUCACGUGAAGAGCUUGUUGGAGCAGUGUGACGCGGAGGGCAUUGAACACUGCGGCCUCCUGCCCUCCUACCACUGCAGCCACACUCCUGGAGGACCCCUUAAGUAUUCCCUGGAGGGUCAUCAGUUCGCGGUGUUCGGGUUCUGCCUGACCCACGACCUGCGGUACAUCGUGAGCGUCUCCAACAAGUUUAUCACGUGGGACCUGUCGACCUCUGACCUGACCAGGGAGGUGGUGCCUGGUAUUGAGGGCAUCAUGCAGGAGCUGGUCCUCUCCCCUGACAACAAGUACUCCAUCGCUCACACCAACAACAGUCAGACGGUGCUCCUCAACAUGCUAACGAGUGAGUUCUUCCUACUAGAGAAUCCAAUGUCCGGAGAGAAAGUGAUCGGAACACUUCUCUCUGACUCGUGCGCCCUCAUACACGGCGAGAGGUCGUGGGUGCUGUACACUCUGCGAGGGGAGGAGAAGGAGCGAGUAUCAUCACCCAUAGACAAGCCGAUCCUCUUCAUGGAUUUCAAGAGCCCCAACGACUACAGCCUCGUAUGCUGGUCUGGAGACUUUGACGACAAGAACAUGCUCGUCCACACCGUCGUCGCCUCCACCAGUUUCCCCAUUCUCGAGUUCCACAGCGUGAUGACGUGGACCAAGUGUCGUCGGUGGCUGUACUGCUGCACAGAAGACCACGGCCAGGACGUGUGUGUGUACCGCCGUGAUGACGAGGCCUCUUGCUGGACGCUGGACAGGGUCGUCGCCCCCAACAACCACAAGCUCCUGAUGGUUCACCUCACAGGCGACCAGAAACACCUCAUUGGCACCUUCAUGACAGGGUUCCAGGUGUGGGAGGUGGAGAGUGGGGCGGCAUGGACGCUGAUGCUGCCUCAUGGGAUCAGGAACAUCUCCACUCAGCUGCUCAAGUCCAACUCCUGUGUCCUCUCUAAAGGCUACAAGUAUGCUGUGGCGGGCGUUAGAAAGAACCUAUACGUGUGGGAGCUACAGAGUCAGGAUCUGCUUAAGGUCCUCGAUGCUCACUUCGGCCGCAUCAUCGAUAUGGUCGCCCUCGUCGUCGGCUCCUGGAACUCCGUAAUCACGUCAUCGCUGGACAGAACCGUCAAGGUGUGGAACAUCAAUAACAUCUUCGAGCAGGUACACGUCAUCGACCGUCACGAGCUGCAGGUGGACGAUAUCAGUAUGGCGGCCAAUAGCCCGAUAGCUGUAACAGUGACCAGAAACUGUGUGGGUAUUUGGAACGUGAGGCUUGGUAAGCUGGUGAGCAAGCUGGCCGACUCACCUCUUGGGGCCAUCGUCACCCAAGCCGGCAUCACCAGUAACAGCAGAUACAUCGUGUCGACCGAGUCAGGGAACGUGUUGAUCUGGAACGUGAGAGCCGAGGCGGUGCUGUUCAAGGGGGAGCAGAAGAACGUACAACAGCUGCUCCUUCUGGAUGACGAUAGCAAGUGCGUCGCGGUGUCCAAGGUGUCGUUGGAGACAGGUGAGUUGUCCUGCUUCUUGGUUACUCGCUCUAUACCCACCGGCGAGAAGGUCUACGAGCUGGACUACCCGAUCCGUACCUUCCGUCAGAUAGCGGUGACAGCAGACGGCUUAUUCCUCGUCAUACCUUCAAUAGAUGGCCUGAAGGAUGUACUGCUGAUCUACCACGCCAAGACGGGAACUCUGGUACACAAGAUGCCUCUCAAGUACUCGGGAUUCAAAGACUUUCACUUGGUUGUGCCGCUGCCCAACAAACCCACACAGGUAGCGCUUAUCGAUCAGGACAAAGGCAACAUUGUCGACAUCCGCACCAAGAAGUUUGUCCGUUCUAUUCCAAAAUGGGGUGGCAAGGUGUCUAAGGAUGGUCGGUACGGGCUCUACGCUCCUGCCAGAGGUGGCCUGGAACUGCUGGAGUUGCGUCACGGCACCUCUGUCAAGACGCUCAUCCCCAGGGUGGCCGAGGGCGUCUUCUCCGUUAUUUGCCUCUUCACUCGCACCGACGAGUAUGUCCUCUACUACCACGGCGGCCGCAAGACAAUCAGAGUCUUCAGGGUGACGGACGGCAAGAUGAUUGCUAACUACCGGGUACAGGCGGAGCUGACGGCUAUCGCGGCGAGUGAGGACGGCCGUACUAUCGUGUUGGGCACCGUGGACGGCUGCCUCUCCUCCAUCACCAUUGCUGACCCCACCAGGCCAGGCAUAAGGGACUACCUCGCAGACCUUCCCUCCAGGAACCCUCAGGAGGAGGAUGUAAGUGUUGAGCUCCUGUCAUGGUGGAGGACAGGCCGGGAGGUGCGACGCCCUGCUGUCUGCCUCUCUCUCUCUCUCACUUGUUGUAAAAUAGGACACACACACACACACACACACACACACACACACACACACACACUGUUCCCUCCCUCACACACAACACUCCUUCCCUUCCUCUCUGAAGUAUUUACGACCCCUCUGCUAUCUCUCCCUCUCCCCUUCUAUAUAUCUAUGCAUCCACACUACCCCUCUCACACACUAUCCUCUACAUGCUGAUGCACCCACACUAACCACUCUUCUUUACACCCACGCAUCCUCACCAAACCUCACUCAUUCUCAUCUAUACGCAUCCACACCAACUCUACGGUAGUUCGGUCUCUUUACAAAACGCACGUACUCACUAACUCAGUCAUGCCCUCUACCUAACCCCCCA
Messenger RNA from Homarus americanus (American lobster), 5500 nucleotides. RefSeq names its product NACHT and WD repeat domain-containing protein 2-like. The record is from RefSeq and is a predicted model, not a curated record. The transcript has 33 exons. The coding region runs from base 166 to 5343 and encodes 1725 amino acids. Lineage: Eukaryota; Metazoa; Arthropoda; Malacostraca; Decapoda; Nephropidae. Gene Ontology annotation, molecular function: protein binding.